This is a messenger RNA of Exophiala dermatitidis NIH/UT8656, 1716 nucleotides long. RefSeq lists its product as uncharacterized. The record is from RefSeq and is a predicted model, not a curated record. The transcript has a single exon. Lineage: Eukaryota; Fungi; Ascomycota; Eurotiomycetes; Chaetothyriales; Herpotrichiellaceae. The coding region runs from base 1 to 1716 and encodes 571 amino acids.
AUGGCGAGGAAGAAGCACAAGCCUGAUCAGCUCAAUAAGCAGACCCUGGAGCGGCCGGCAGCACCUGUCCCACCACAGAAUGCCUCUCCCCGGACACAGCAGUCUAAUACUGUCUACACCAUCCUUAGGGACAAAAGGUUUCAGAGAGCUCUACAGCUAAUCUUCCUUGCGGCACUAUAUGCCCCUGUCUCGCAACUGAAUUUAUCACCGGUCUACGGAUCGGUGCCGGCAGGCUUGUACCAUAGAUAUGGUCUGACGGCAUCAUUCUUGCUUGCGUUUGUUCUUCGUGGCUAUCUUCCCCGUUGGAUCGGCCAAGCCAUCACUCCCUUUUGUUUCUGGAUUCCUACGCUGCAAUUCUUGCUUUUUCGGCUCAGCGCAGUCCUUGGAAAUCCGCUGGGUCCGAUUGUUACGGAAAGCCUGACAUGCUUUCCGCUGGUGGCGCUGUCCGUCUACGUUGCAAUGCAAAAGUUUGACGAGUUAUUCAACAACCAAGACACCUCAGGGCAUGGUGAUGCUGUGCCUUCUAUUGGGCUGUUGAUGCUCUUCACCGUCCUGCGGAGGGCUUGUACAGGCUUUGUGUCGUCCAUCUCUGGACCAGGCUUUCUGCGGUCCCGCAUUGGAUUACAGCUAUUGAUCGCCUCAUUAUAUGGAAUGGUGCUGCCAAAGAGCCUGUUCUGGCCCUCGGUGCCGGCCGUCGCCUUUACUAUGGUCGCCAACCCUCAUUGCACACUGUCGAGAACGACCCAAGUAUUGAACAAUACCCUGGCCUUGUACGAAUAUACUCUGUUGGAACGGAAGGAGUCCAUCACCGGCUACAUUUCCGUGCUUGAGGAUAAGCAGCGCGGCUUCCGCGUGAUGAGAUGCGACCACAGUCUUCUUGGAGGUGAAUGGAAGAUGCCACCACUGAAGCAAGGCCGACGGAAAGUGGGGGAGCCAAUCUACGCCGUCUUCACCAUGCUUGAAGCGGUGCGCCUUGUAGAGCCGUCUUCUACACAGCCGGAAAAGACAGCGUUGAACAUCGGACUCGGCAUUGGGACCGCGCCAUCCGCGCUGAUUGCACAUGGGAUCAAUACUACCAUAAUCGAGGUUGAUCCAGUGGUACACGAAUUUGCCAUCAAAUAUUUCUCUCUUCCCCACAAUCAUAGCUACUUGAUCGGUGAUGCUGUGGCAGCUGUCCGCAACGCAAAUGCUUCAGAAGCCAAUUCCUAUGACUACAUCAUCCACGACGUCUUCACGGGCGGCGCAGAGCCUGUCGAGCUUUUCACCGCCGAAUUCUUCAGAGGUCUGCACAUGCUGCUCAAACAAGAUGGGGUGAUAGCCAUCAAUUACGCAGGAGACAUCACAAUGCCAGCCUCUUCGCUGAUAUAUCGCACCAUCACGUCUGUUUUCCCGUCGUGUCGAGCCUUCAGAGAGGACGAACCUCCUGAACCCGGCACCAGACCCGACGAUUUCACGAACAUGGUCGUGUUCUGCCGCAAAGACAACUUGCCGAUCAAAUUUCGAAAGCCCACCCAGCCAGACUAUCUGGGAAGUGGAGCUCGACGGGAGUACUUGUUACCAAAGUACGAAAUCCCAUCAGAUGCAUUCAACAAGAACAACGGUAUUCUCCGGAGCGGCAAUACAAAGGAACUCGAGAAAUGGCAGGCAAAGAGCGCUCUGGGCCACUGGAGGGUCAUGCGGACUGUGCUGCCUGAUGCGAUUUGGGAGAAUUGGUGA